Arctia plantaginis is the source of this 531-nucleotide messenger RNA. NCBI's taxonomy places the organism in Eukaryota, Metazoa, Arthropoda, Insecta, Lepidoptera, Erebidae. The record is from the annotation of a GenBank genome assembly.
AUGGCUCAAAAUAUUAAUCCACAUUACGCAUCGUCGUCUAAUCCAGCUAAACAAAAUGAAGAUACGAUAAAACUAAAAGAUAAUCACGCUGUUAGCAAACGACUUCAGAAGGAGCUAAUGGAGUUGAUGAGAUGCGCUGACAAGGGUAUAUCCGCCUUUCCCGAAAGUGAGAACCUAUUUAAAUGGAUCGGCACUAUAAAUGGACCUCAGGAGACAGUGUAUGCGGGCCAUAAAUACAAAUUAUCCCUAGAGUUCCCCAACUCUUACCCCUACGCGCCGCCAAUGGUUAAAUUUAUAACUCCAUGCUUCCAUCCAAAUGUAGACACAUGUGGACUUAUAUGUUUAGAUAUAUUGAAAGAUAAAUGGACGGCGUUGUAUGAUGUGCGUACUAUUCUGUUGUCCAUCCAGAGUUUGUUAGCGGAACCAAAUACCCACAGUCCAUUAAAUCAGCAAGCUUCGUACCUGUGGUCCAACCAGCCUGCGUAUAAGAAGUACCUAGAUGAAUUUUACAAUAAACACAGAGACUCAUAG